Messenger RNA from Brachypodium distachyon (stiff brome), 1638 nucleotides. Its product is annotated as CLP protease regulatory subunit CLPX1, mitochondrial. Gene Ontology annotation, cellular component: mitochondrial matrix. The transcript is spliced from 14 exons. Gene Ontology annotation, molecular function: ATP binding; ATP hydrolysis activity; ATP-dependent protein folding chaperone. Gene Ontology annotation, biological process: protein folding; protein catabolic process; proteolysis. Lineage: Eukaryota; Viridiplantae; Streptophyta; Magnoliopsida; Poales; Poaceae. Bases 153 to 1613 code for a protein of 486 amino acids. The record is from RefSeq and is a predicted model, not a curated record.
GUCAAGCGCUCCUGCACGGCUGCACCCGCACGCAGGAGACGAUCAUUGUCUAACACACAAACCACCGCGCCCUUUCCCCCGUCGGCGGUGGGUGACGCCGCGGCGAAACGGGAGAUAGAUCGCCGCCCGGCCGGCGACCGUGGGUCCUACUCAUGUACGCGGCCGCUCGCCGCCUUCUCUCCGCCCGCGCGGCGACUCUGCGGCCGCCUUCCUCCUACUACUCCGCGGCGCCGUCCCCGCCGCCGCCGCGGUUCCCGACGCCCAAGGAGAUCCGCAGGGGGCUCGACCAGUUCGUCGUCGGCCAAGACAAGGCGAAAAAGGUGCUUUGCGUUGCUGUGCACAAUCACUACAAGAGGAUAUACAACGAGCCCUCUUCGAAUAAGUGUUCUGCCGUAACCUCAGCCGCAGACUGUAAUGUUAGUACGAGUGGUGAUGAUGAUAUUGAACUCGAAAAGAGCAACAUCCUUCUGAUUGGGCCAACUGGAUCAGGUAAAACGCUUUUAGCAAAAACAUUAGCUCGCUUUGCGAAUGUACCGUUCGUGAUUGCUGAUGCAACAGCAAUUACACAGGCUGGGUAUUCAGGAGAAGAUGUGGAAUCAAUCCUCUACAAACUUCUAGCGGCUGCUGACUGUAAUGUCGAAGCUGCAGAGCGUGGUAUCAUCUACAUUGAUGAAGUUGAUAAGCUUACAAAGAAGGUUGGUUGCCAGGAGGACUGGAGGGAUAUUUCUGGAGAGGGUGUUCAGCAAGCACUGUUAAAGAUGUUUGAAGGAACGGUGAUCAAUGUACCAAGAAAAAGGAAUCAGCAUAGCGUAUCCCAUGGAUAUGUCGAGGUUGAUACGAAAAAUAUACUCUUUAUUUGUGGAGGUGCCUUCUCUGAUUUGGGGAAGAUUAUCUCAGAAAGACAUCAUCGCUGUCCUUUUGGGUUUGGAACACCAAAAUGUCGUGAAUUACAAGAUUAUGCUUCGACAAAUGCUCUUGAGGAAUCAAGUUUGCUUGAAGUUAUCGAGAAUGAUGAUCUGAUUGCCUAUGGCUUGACACCAGAAUUUAUUGGGAGAUUGCCAAUAACAGUUGGCUUAGCGCAUCUCACUGAAGAUCAAUUGAUUCAGGUUCUCAGGGAACCCAAAAACGCAAUAGGAAAGCAAUACAAGAAAUGGUUCAAAAUGAACAAUGUCAAGCUGCACCUGACUGAAAAUGCUCUGCGGCUAAUAGCAAGGAAAGCAGCUGCGAGAGAAACAGGGGCGAGAGGCCUACGAUCUAUAAUGGAGAGCAUUUUGACGGAAGCGAUGUUUGAGAUACCUGAUGCAGGAGAGGGAAAACAGAAGGUGAUUGCUGUUGUUGUUGACGAAGAAUCUGUAGGGCCACUGUCCCGUCAAGGAUGUGGAGCCAAAAUUUUCCGUGAUGAUGGAGCCCUGGAACUGUAUCUUUACAAGAAUGAUAUGAGAGUGCCUGGGCUAAUUCAGGGGAACCCCAAACGCAGGGUCAUUUGCCGUCUCUGCCUUCUAGUAGCUUUGUCAUCAGCUAAGCUAUGGAUUUAUCAUACUUUUCAUUGCUUCACCGCUAUAUAUGCAUGGAUUGUAUUGAUACUGUGUAAGGCAAACAUUUUUACACAAUGAAGUACGGUAUGAUUUAUUCUUGUCA